UCAAGAUUCCUUCACUCCUCAUCACUUUCCAUCAGCUGUUCUCUACGUACACAGAUCUAUAAUCAAUAUUCAUCAGUGAAGAUGUUUUAAGACAUGAACUUGUGUCCAGACCUUUUAUGUAGUUUGUCGUCUACAUAAAACAAACGCAGCAGGAGAUUAUCAGAGUCCGACGCGUUCACACCAACGGUAACAUUUCGUCCGAGUAGAUGAUACUGAACGUGUAUUUCUGAGUAUUACAGCAUCCAUGCUUUAUAUAUAUAUAUAUAUAUAGGUUCCUCUGAACAGCCUCAUGUCCAAACAACAACACAUAACACAUUUCAUUACGGAGGUCAUUUAAAAUCACAGUGUAAAAAAAAAAAGGAAAACAGAUUGAAAAUGUGAGAACACAGGACGCACGAUACAUCGUUGAAGUAUUAGUAUUAAAUAUAUAUAGUAUUUGUCAUCAGUCAACCUUUGUUUAUUUUAUCAAAAGCUUAAAUUUGUAUGUUUGUUUUAUAUUCAGCUGCAAUAUUAUUCUCUUUUCAGAACUGUACGUUUGUGGCUGAGCGGAUUCUUGAGGUGCUCCGUCCCUGUGAACAGUCUGCAGGUAUAAAGGCGUCGGGCAGAGCAGACACUUCACUCAUGCAACUGGAUCCCGACAGACACCAUCACCUCAACAUCCUGCAGGAAAACAACUUCUACCAUCUGGAGCAACAUGAGAGAGUGCAUCUCCGUGCACGUGGGUCAGGCCGGAGUUCAGACAGGCAAUGCAUGCUGGGAGCUCUUCUGCCUGGAGCACGGCAUCGGUCCGGAUGGCGUCUUCCUGGACGGUCCUGCUGAACCGAACUUCCGUGAAGAUCCAUUCAACACGUUCUUCAACACUGGGAGUUCUGGGCGUCAUAUUCCACGAGCGAUAUACGUGGACCUGGAGCCCACGGUGGUUGAUGAAGUGAGAGUCGGACUGUUCAAAGAUCUCUUCCACCCGGAGCAGCUGAUCUCUGGGAAGGAAGAUGCAGCCAACAACUACGCUCGCGGACAUCACACUGUGGUGAAGGAAAUCUUCGAUGACGUCAUGGAGCGCAUUCGUAAGAUGUGGAGCGCCUAUCUGUCGACUACGGAAAGAAAUCCAAGUUGGAGUUUGCCGUCUACCCGGCUCCCCAGGUCUCCACCGCGUGGUGGAGCCCUACAACGCCAUCCUGACCACCCACACCACCUUAGAGCACUCGGACUGCGCCUGCUGUACCGAGGCGUAGUCCUCCCCAAGGAUGUCAACUCUGCCAUCGCGAGCAUAAAAAACAGACGUUCCAUUCAGUUUGUUGACUGGUGCCUCACUGGUUUCAAGGUCGGCAUCAACCACCAGCCUUCGACCGCGGUUCCUGGCGGAGACUUGGCCAAAGUGCAGCGAGCCGUGUGCAUGCUGAGCAACACCACCGCCAUCACCGAGGCCUGGUCUCGUCUCAUCCACAAGUUCGAUCUCAUGUACGCCAAGCGUGCGUUCGUCCACUGGUACGUGGGUGAAGGAAUGGAGGAGGGGGAGUUCUUAGAGGCCAGAGAGGACCUGGCGUGUCUGGAGAAGGAUUACAAGGAGCUGGGUGAAGUGGCUCCCGAUUCUGAAAGUGACCACGAGGACCAAGUAUACUGAGCUGCGUUCAUCGUGUUUCUCGCCUCACACUUCCUGUCUCCACUGUUCACCACUGCAUAAAGGCAAAUGUGCCCAGUUCCCUUUGGUACAAUGUUCAUGCAAAUCAACAAAAUUAGCCUUUAGUAAAAUAAGGGGGUGAAAUAUUCUAAAGUUCAGACUGAACCCUUGUGUUUUGUUCAUAUUUGCUUCAUCAGAGUUUGGUGACAUCUACUUGUGACGGGUCAGUUAUCGAUUUUAGAUCUUUAAUCAGUCAGUGAAUCAAACUGUGUUAGAGUUACGUUUGUUUGAACCAAAAUAUUACAUUAUUUUAAACUCUAGUGGAAAAACACAAUGUGUUAAAGAACAAUAUUUUUUAAUAUAUGUUAUGAUGUAUAUAUCUGAAUGUUGUGAACAGAAAGAAAGAAAGAAUAUUUCAUAUUGUAAAGCUUCAGUAAAGGCCUGAUGCACAAUAUUUGUGAUACUGUUAAACAGAAUAACAUAUGAUUUUAACAACCUGGAAUAAAAGUGGAUGUUAAGUUAUUUUAACAUGAUCACAGAUAUUGAGCAUAAGACAUGAAAUCACAAUAAUAACUUGUGUAUAGUUUUGUAAACCUUUAACAACAUUAAAGCUUCUGGACUGAUUGUCCUGAUGAACUGA
Messenger RNA from Scophthalmus maximus (turbot), 2258 nucleotides. It is a transcript of the gene tuba5, whose product is annotated as tubulin alpha 5. The record is from RefSeq and is a predicted model, not a curated record. Gene Ontology annotation, biological process: mitotic cell cycle; microtubule cytoskeleton organization. The transcript is spliced from 6 exons. Gene Ontology annotation, cellular component: cytoplasm; microtubule. Lineage: Eukaryota; Metazoa; Chordata; Actinopteri; Pleuronectiformes; Scophthalmidae. The coding region runs from base 695 to 1621 and encodes 308 amino acids. Gene Ontology annotation, molecular function: GTP binding; structural constituent of cytoskeleton.